Molecule: messenger RNA, 4487 nt
Organism: Anopheles nili
Lineage: Eukaryota; Metazoa; Arthropoda; Insecta; Diptera; Culicidae
Gene: Sra-1
Product: cytoplasmic FMR1-interacting protein
Exons: 7
Coding region: 1-3864 (1287 amino acids)
Biological process (GO): cell morphogenesis; regulation of translation; cell projection assembly
Cellular component (GO): neuron projection; SCAR complex; synapse
Molecular function (GO): RNA 7-methylguanosine cap binding; small GTPase binding
Source: RefSeq, a predicted model, not a curated record
AUGGCACAAGAAAAAAUUACCCUAGCGGAUGCGUUAUCCAAUGUAGAAGUGCUAGACGAAUUGCCGUUACCAGACGAGCAGCCAUGCAUAGAGGCUCAACCCUGCUCAGUGGUAUAUCAAGCCAAUUUCGAUACAAAUUUUGAGGAUCGUAAUGGUUUUGUGACGGGCAUAGCGAAAUACAUCGAGGAAGCUACUACACACGCGAAUCUGAAUCAACUUCUGGACGAAGGGCAAAAGCAUGCUGUCAUGUUGUAUACCUGGCGCUGUUGUUCGCGAGCAAUACCGCAGCCGAAAUCUAAUGAGCAACCGAAUAGAGUGGAGAUUUACGAGAAAACCGUAGAAGUGCUUAGUCCUGAAGUGAACAAAUUGCUCAACUUCAUGUAUUUUCAACGUAAGGCUAUAGAGGCAUUUUCUGGUGAGGUAAAACGAUUAUGUCAUGCUGAAAAACGUAAGGACUUUGUAUCCGAAGCAUACCUUCUUACUUUGGGAAAGUUUAUCAAUAUGUUUGCUGUAUUGGACGAGUUGAAAAAUAUGAAAUCAAGCGUCAAAAAUGAUUACAGUACGUACCGGCGAGCAGCUCAAUUUCUGAAAGUUAUGACCGAUUCUCACAGUUUGCAAGAAUCGCAAAACCUAUCUAUGUUUCUCGCAACACAGAAUAAAAUACGAGACACAGUGAAAGAUACGCUUGAAAAGAUAAUGGGCUACGAAGAGUUACUGUCAGAUGUUGUGAAUAUUUGCGUACAUAUGUAUGAUUCUAAAAUGUACAUGACUCCCGAAGAAAAGCACAUGUUGGUGAAGGUAAUGGGAUUUGGCUUGUUUUUGAUGGAUUCAGAAAUCUGUAACAUUAACAAGCUGGAUCAGAAAAAAAAGUUACGCCUGGACAGAAUUGACCGCAUAUUUAAAAAUUUGGAAGUAGUUCCUCUUUUUGGAGAUAUGCAGAUUGCUCCUUUCAAUUACAUUAAGCGCAGCAAACAUUUCGAUCCUAGCAAAUGGCCUUUAUCAAGCUCGACAGCAAUUAGUCCUCAAGCUGAUUUGAUGGUUCAUCUCCCAACUAUCAGGGAUGAUCACGUAAAAUAUAUUUCUGAACUUUCUCGGUACAGUAACGAAGUAACUACUACUUAUAAGGAUAAUGCGACGGACGCGGAAAAUAAAGCAACGGCAGAUCUAGCAUUGCGAGGGCUUCAGUUACUAGCCGAAUGGACGUCCGUGGUAACCGAGCUUUACUCAUGGAAAUUGCUUCAUCCAACCGAUCACCAUCAGAAUAAGGAGUGUCCAGCAGAAGCGGAAGAGUACGAGCGCGCAACGCGAUAUAAUUAUUCUGAAGACGAAAAAUUUGCUUUGAUCGAAGUAAUAGCUAUGAUCAAAGGUCUACAGGUGCUUAUGGCACGGAUUGAAACAGUACUUUGUGAAGCGAUCCGGCGUAGCAUCUACGCCGAGUUACAGGAUUUCGUGCAGCUAGUCCUGCGAGAGCCCUUGCGUAAAGCAGUGAAAAAUAAAAAGGAUCUGAUCAGAUCGAUCGUAAUGUCCGUUCGGGAAACUUGUGCUGAUUGGCAAAAAGGUACAGAACCUUCUCAGGAUCCUGCACUAAAGGGCAAGAAGGACCCAGACAGCGGAUUUUCGAUAAAUGUGCCCAGGUUGAAUGUUGGCCCCUCAUCAACACAACUCUAUAUGGUGCGUACGAUGUUGGAAUCGUUGAUUGCGGAUAAAUCCGGUGGAAAGCGUACGCUUCGCAAAGAUAUCGAUGGAUCGUGUCUGUUACAGAUAGAUUCAUUCCAUAAAGCUUCCUUUUACUGGACGUAUCUGUUAAGCUUUAGCGAAACUCUUCAGAAAUGUUGCGAUCUUUCGCAGCUCUGGUACCGAGAGUUCUAUCUGGAAAUGACUAUGGGUAGGAAAGUAAACAAAUGUACGGUUCGACAUCAACAUAAUGAAGAAUGUAGUGACUUGGUUACAAUGGAAAAGCGUAUUCAAUUUCCGAUUGAGAUGUCGAUGCCUUGGAUUCUGACUGAUCACAUCUUGCGCACCAAAGAACCAUCGAUGAUGGAGUAUGUACUCUAUCCAUUGGAUCUGUACAAUGACUCUGCGUUGUAUGCACUCACCAUCUUCCGUAAACAAUUUCUGUACGACGAGGUAGAAGCCGAGGUGAAUUUGUGCUUCGAUCAAUUUGUAUACAAAUUGAGCGAACAAGUGUUUGCCCACUACAAACAACUGGCUGGUAGCAUCUAUCUUGAUAAGCGAUUUCGUGUGGAGUGUGAGGUUUUAGGAUUCAACUUUCAGUCGUAUCCUCGAAAUAAUCGCUAUGAAACUCUUUUAAAACAACGACACGUACAGUUGCUUGGACGCUCUAUUGAUCUGAACAAGCUUAUUACCCAGCGCAUUAAUGCUGAUAUGCAGAAGAGCCUUGAGUUGGCGAUUUGUAGAUUUGAGGCGAGCGACAUAACUGGGGUUGUCGAGCUGGAGGCGCUGCUAUCGGUGAACAAGCUAUGCCACAAGCUUCUUUCAAAAUGGCUGGCAUUAGAUGAUUUCGAUGCCAUGCUGAAGGAAGCAAACCAUAACGUACUGGCACCGUAUGGGCGUAUAACACUUCAUGUGUUCGUUGAGCUGAACUACGACUUCCUUGCAAACUAUUGCUAUAAUGCUGCUACUAAUCGGUUUGUUCGUAAUAAACUACAAAUAUCUUUUUCUGGUGCCAUCACUCGUGAGAAAGCUCCAGUUAUGUCUCAUUAUUAUCUGUGGGGGUCAAAACCGUUGAAUGCAGCUUAUUCUACGCAAUACAGUCAGUACAAUGGUUUUGUCGGAGCGCCACAUUUCCAUGCUAUUUGUCGAUUGCUCGGCUACCAAGGUAUUGCCGUAGUAAUGGAAAUUAUUUUGAAGGACAUUGUAAAACCCUUAGUACAGGGCAAUCUUCUGCAAUUUACCAAGACGCUCAUGUCCGCUAUGCCCAAGUGCUGCAAAUUACCGUUGUGCGAUUAUGGAUCACCAGGUGUUCUGAGCUACUAUCAGGCACAUCUGGUAGAUAUCGUGCAGUAUCCUGACGCGAAAACUGAGUUGUUUCAAUCUUUCCGUGAGAUGGGCAAUUCGCUGUUGUUCUGUUUACUCAUUGAACAAGCAUUAUCUCAAGAGGAGGUAUGCGACCUUCUGCAUGCGGCACCUUUCCAGAAUAUUUUGCCGCGUCCUUUCUGUAAAGAUGGUGAAAAGCCGGAGAGCAAGCAGAAGCGAUUAGAAGCUAAGUAUGCGUCACUGCAGAUAGUACCUAAUGUGGAAAAACUUGGAACUGCUAAACAAGCAAUGAUUGCACGUGAAGGAGAUUUGUUAACACGUGAACGUUUGUGCUGUGGCCUGAGUAUCUUUGAAGUAAUUCUUGGCCGUGUGAAAUCAUUUCUUGACGAUUCUAUUUGGAUGGGUCCCGCUCCGAUUAAUGGUGUCAUGAACAUCGACGAAUGCUCUGAGUUCCAUAGACUCUGGUCAGCUUUACAAUUUGUUUAUUGCAUUCCUGUAGCUGGUACUGAAUACAUGGUCGAGGAAUUAUUUGGAGAGGGAUUGCAUUGGGCUGGUUGCACAAUAAUUGUGCUCCUUAAUCAACAGCGAAAGUUUGAAGCUCUUGAUUUUUGCUAUCAUAUUCUUCGUGUGCAGCGAGUAGAUGGCAAAGACGACACGGUGAAAGGAAUCAAUCUUAAACGAAUGGUUGAUCGCAUCCGCCGUUUCCAGGUACUGAAUUCACAAAUAUUUGCUAUUUUAAAUAAGUACCUGAAGAGCAACGAUAUCGAAGGAUCUAAUGUUGAACAUGUCCGAUGUUUUCCACCUCCACCACAUCCGAGCGUAGCCCCUUCGCACUACCAUGAUCCGAAUAAACUUCGCACGCAAUAAAUUAGUGCAAUGAGUCAGUCGUUCUCAGUUGAUACACACUUGGAAAAGUUUGAUUUAUAAACAUAAUUAAGGAACUAAAUAAGAAGUAACAGUUUAUAUUGCACAUUUUAAUUGAUUGCUAUAUUAUGCGCCAUUAAAAAAUUUGGUAUAAUACAUGUUGUGUCCAAAUGUUAGGCAAAUAUUGUAAUCAAUUAAAAAAUGUUGCUCAUCAUUUAUUAAUAAGUUGUUUAUUUUUAUAUGAAUGAAUCCAUAUUUAUGAGCAUUGUAUUCGGAUGUGUGUAUGCACAGUCUGCUAGUAAACAUUUUUGAAAAGUAACAAAUCCAGCAGUAAAUGAUUGAAAACUGCGAGGAAAUAAUUAUGUCUAGAUCAUGAAAAGUAAAUUACAGCUUAUUCGUGUAUUGAAAUUAUUUUCUAGUUAUGAAAACAUAACAUUGAAUAUAGCAAUAUUUAUAGGCAGUAAAAUGUGAAAAAUUAGUAGAUUAGUAUAGCUCUUCGCAUAUCUCCAAUUAUUCAGGAAUCGGAAUACUGAGAUAAUAAUAAUAAUAAAAAUUAAAAAUUCGGUAUCACUUCACGUACUAGGUGCUUCGUUUAUGAAUUUUACCAACUUUAUUACUUAUUGGAA